AUGAUGUUCUGUGAUGUAUUUGAUCUAACUUCUGAUUUCUUAUUUAGAGUUGGUGGCCGUGAGAAAUUCUUCCAUUGCAAGAAAUGUGGCUCUUGUUAUUCAGUUAGUUUGCGUAACAAUCAUUCAUGUGUGGAAAACUCCAUGCGACAUCACUGUCCUAUAUGUUAUGAGUAUCUCUUCGACUCUUUGAAAGAUACAAUCGUUAUGAAAUGUGGACACACCAUGCACUGUGAAUGUUACCACGAGAUGAUAAAGCGUGAAAAGUACUGCUGCCCAAUAUGCUCUAAAUCAACCAUCGACAUGUCCGUAACCUGGAAGAGAAUAGAUGAAGAGAUAGAAGCGACUGUCAUGCCUGAUGAGUACAGAUAUAAGAAGAUUUGGAUUCUGUGCAACGAUUGCAAUGACACGACCGAGGUUUACUUCCAUGUAAUUGGUCAGAAAUGCAGCCAUUGUGAAUCGUACAAUACUCGGACAAUUGCAUCUCCUGUUCUUCCUCAAUGA
Messenger RNA from Fraxinus pennsylvanica, 501 nucleotides. The record is from the annotation of a GenBank genome assembly. NCBI's taxonomy places the organism in Eukaryota, Viridiplantae, Streptophyta, Magnoliopsida, Lamiales, Oleaceae.